GGCAAGUUGACAAAUCGACGUUGUGUGCUAUGUUCGAUCAGGUUGUCUUGUAGCUGCCGUUGCGCGGUCGAUACGUUGUCGGUGAGAUUCGUGGUUGGUACUUCAACUGGUGACAAACACAACUUGUGAUGGAUCCCACUGGUUUGUCGAGACGCUCACGAUGUCAACGCCGGUUACCGAAAGCUGCGAGUGAAGAACUGUUUUGACGGACCAGCUGUGUGAUAUUUGCAAUCGCGAACAGAUAAUGACCCGGGUUACUAAUUCCCGCCGCAACUUCGCCAAGUCCGGCGCAAGUAAAGCUGUGAUACCGACGGAUGACAGGGCAGGACUGAACCAGGAGGGGCCGUCAAGCCUAGCACGACACAUCCAGCUGCCCGAGCUACCCGUGGACGGUGAUCUUGCAUUCGAGGCACAAGCAGCACUCUUUGCUGUAGUGUUACUGGUGUGCCAGCAACUGCAGUUGCAUAGGGCUGCCUGGUGGCUGCCACAUGCGCACCAAGACCAGGCGUUGCACUAUGAACUGGUGGAGCCUCAUGCAGCUGCUCUGAGCCUCGCAAUCAUGUGCCACCCACUGCCGGCGGCCUUGGCCAAGCGAGUUCUGGCCGCACUGCUGCCCAGCAGCUGGGAGCCGCGUGUGACGGCUGUGUGCCAAGGGGCUACAUUGAUGGCCACGGCCGGACUUGUGGCUUGGGCUGCAUUCCAUGUGUGCUGCAAGCACGGUGUUUUCAGCGUCCUGUGCCUUGCCUACCCGGGUGUUAUUCACGUAGUGCUGUUCGGUCCCCGGCCAGGACUAAUACGCGAGUGGCCUACGCCUGUGGCACAUGUAUGUUCCUCAGUACCAGCUGAAGUGAGGGCCGAGGUUGAACGCCACAAGCAUGACUUCAAUGAACGACUCAAGCGCUGCCUUUUCCAGGCGCUGCUUGUGACAUACUAUGCGGCCCUGCAGCCAUGCUGCUUUGUGCCACCUUCACUUCAUCUGGAGCCCUGGGCACUCGCUCAGCAUGGUCUGUUAGCUUGGCUGGCUGCCUUGACGCUGCACGCUUCACGCCUCUUCCCACCACGUUACCUGGAUUCACUGCACAGGGCAGCACUACACCUGGGACGUUGGCGCCGGCUCGAGGCCCGUCACGUCCAUGCCCCACAUCAUCUGUGGUCCGACACAGUGCUGUGGCCCCAGAACAACCUGGUGAAGCACAGCCGAGAGUUCUUCCGUGCGGAGGGGGUCAGCAACGCCGCAGAGCCUGGUCACCCAUGGCACGGUCGUUUCUACGGUCUGUUCCGCAGCCCCGCCGUGGUGGUUGGGGGAGCGCUCGCUUUACAGGCAGCUCAGCUGCUGUUCCUACUCUAUGUUCUGGCCAGUUCCUCGGAAUGGCAUCGGCUGCUGACGGCCAGCUUGCUCGUGUUGCUCAAUUCACUGACCCUCUUCAAACUGGCACGUCAAUAUCUAGUCCUCGACAAAGUGUAUCAUGCAGAACGCUUGCUGCACGAGCGGCUUGCCUCCUGAGUUUGUCCCACGAUCAGCGACUCAUGUAGGC
Rhipicephalus sanguineus (brown dog tick) is the source of this 1535-nucleotide messenger RNA. Its product is annotated as transmembrane protein 39A-B. The coding region runs from base 245 to 1504 and encodes 419 amino acids. Gene Ontology annotation, cellular component: membrane. The record is from RefSeq and is a predicted model, not a curated record. The transcript is spliced from 5 exons. NCBI's taxonomy places the organism in Eukaryota, Metazoa, Arthropoda, Arachnida, Ixodida, Ixodidae.